Molecule: messenger RNA, 3526 nt
Organism: Mollisia scopiformis
Lineage: Eukaryota; Fungi; Ascomycota; Leotiomycetes; Helotiales; Mollisiaceae
Exons: 4
Coding region: 474-3182 (902 amino acids)
Biological process (GO): proton transmembrane transport
Cellular component (GO): membrane
Molecular function (GO): antiporter activity
Source: RefSeq, a predicted model, not a curated record
CCGAGCUCUCGACCCUGGUAGUGCUUGGCGGUUCUGCGCCAUGACCCUGAAGCGCUGUGAAGGAUUGAUUGGCGUUUUUUUACUCCAAUGUCUCUCCCUCAAUGGCUCAAACAUCCAUGAACCCCGCCACAGUCGCAUUCACAUUGCGACUUUUUCUGCGAAUAGCUUGAGCUCCACCUCCGUUGGCAUUCUUCUGGCCCGAGUCAGCACGCCAUCACUUUACUUGCUCUCCAAGUUCCAAGUUACCAAGAGUCUUGGAGUCUUGCCCGGUCCCUAAUCCUCGACAACCUUGACCCGUCGGCCGUCCUCCCCUCGACCCGCUUCUCCACAUGUCAGAAGUCUAACCCCCACCCGUCAGAUCGUUCCACGCUCCAUGUUGCUCUUCCUUCUCUCUACAUAAACUCGGGCAUGUCACUCUUCCUUGAUAGCCGGCGUGACUGUUGAUCGUCGUCACACAAGGAUACCUUUCCAAGAUGUCUUCAAUCGCAUCAAUAGUUACCAAAACGGUAACAAAGACAGCAGCAUCCACUACUGCCACUUCGACAGACCGUGCAACCCCCCAAGGAGGAAUCUUGGAGGGCGGAAAUCCAAGCAAAUAUGACCCCAAAAACCCCAUCAUCCUGUUCAUCAUCCAGGCAGGUAUCAUCAUUAUUUUCUGUCGACUUCUUCACUACCCAUUAUCCAAGCUACGACAACCACGUGUGAUAGCAGAAGUCAUUGGUGGAAUCAUACUCGGACCAUCAGUUAUGAUGCGAAUUCCUGGUUUUCAGAAUGCUAUAUUUCCAAAUGCUUCAAUGGCAGGACUGAGUUUGGUAGCUAACCUUGGGCUCGUUCUAUUCCUUUUCCUGGUAGGAUUGGAAGUCAAUAUGCGGAUGUUCUUAUCCAAUUGGCGUGUCGCUUUGAGCGUGGGUCUUGCAGGAAUGGCAUUGCCCUUUGGUCUGGGUUGUGCUAUUGCAUGGGGACUUUUCCACCACUUCCAUGACGAGCCUGAAACGGUACCCAUCGCGUUUGGUGUUUACAUGUUGUUCAUCGGAACUGCAUUGUCGAUCACGGCAUUCCCAGUCCUCUGCCGGAUCCUCACAGAACUCAAGCUCCUCGGUACACCUGUUGGAGUUACUGUUCUUGCUGCAGGUGUUGGCAACGAUGUAACGGGAUGGAUUCUUCUGGCACUUUGUGUCGCGCUAGUCAACAAUGGUUCGGGACUCGUGGCGCUUUAUGUCCUCCUGUGUUGCUUUGGAUGGAUCCUCUUUCUGGUUUUUGUCGUCCGCCCUGGAUUCAUUUGGAUGUUGCGCCGAACAGGUAGUCUGCAGAACGGACCAACGCAGGGCAUGGUCGCUCUUACCCUUCUCUUAGCACUUACUUCUGCAUGGUUUACAGGUAUUAUUGGGAUUCAUCCGAUUUUUGGAGCUUUCCUUGUUGGCCUAAUUUGCCCUCAUGAUGGUGGUUUUGCAAUUAAACUUACGGAAAAGAUUGAAGAUCUUGUGUCCGUUCUAUUCUUACCGCUCUAUUUCGCUCUUUCUGGUCUUAGCACCAAUCUGGGUCUACUCAACGAUGGACUCACUUGGGCAUAUGUUGUUGGAGUCAUCACGGUUGCUUUCGCUGGUAAGAUUAUUGGCGGCACUUUGGCAGCCAGAGCAUGCAAGCUAGUAUGGCGAGAGUCACUAUCAAUCGGUGUGUUGAUGAGUUGCAAAGGUCUUGUGGAACUCAUCGUGCUCAAUAUUGGACUAUCAGCCAAAAUUCUCUCCACGAGGACUUUCACCAUUUUUGUCGUGAUGGCACUUAUCACCACCGUCUCAACUACGCCACUUACAUUGUGGUUAUAUCCUCCAGCCUAUCAGCAAAAGCUCGAUGCAUGGAAGAGAGGUGAGAUCGACUGGAAUGGAGACCGUUUGGCCCCUGAACAAUUGGAAGGCGAGAGCACUCCCGAUCCACCUAUCGAGAAACUUCAAACCAAAGAAGUCAGGAGACUUCUCGUAUACCUCAGACUUGACAGUCUUCCAAGUCUUUUUACAUUCAUUUCUCUCCUUGGAGGAGAUCGAUCGACUGUUUCAACAAAGGUUCAUCGAUCCAAGUCUGACCUUGAGGCUGUACCUGAAGAUUCAGCUAGCUCUACGACUGCGCUAGUGAAUAAACGCCCACUUGAAGUUCACGGGCUUCGUAUGUUGGAAUUGACGGAGCGUACAUCUUCAGUGAUGCAAGGUUCAGAAAUGGACGAACACGCUUACCGAGACCCAGUUGUCAACGCCUUCAGAGCGUUUGCACAGUUGAACAAUGUCGCUGUCUCAGGAGGCGUUUCUGUAGUGCCAGAAUCAUCCUAUGCCGAAACGUUGACAAGUCAGGCUUCAGAUCACUUCUCAGACCUUGUUUUGAUUCCGUGGAGCGAGGGUUCGGAUGAUAUUCUGGGGUUGGAUACCAUUGCUAGCGGGAUCCAGGAGGCUUUUAUCCAGAGAACUCUCGAGACAGCCACCUGCAAUACUGCCGUGUUCUUUAAUCGUGGAUUUGGCGGCCAACCAGUCUUUGAGUCUCGCUCUUUGAGUCGCACCGUCAGUGGACAUAGUCUACGGAGUAGGACGAGCCACCAGACACCCUUACCGCCUAUUGUCGACCGAAGCCAUCACGUCUACUUCCCAUUCUUCGGAGGUGCUGAUGACCGUGUUGCUCUACGCUUUGUUCUGCAACUGGCACAGAACUCCAAUAUCACGGCUACGAUCAUUCACUUCAACAUGCCAAUUCAAUCUGGGCCCAAGAAGCCUUCUUCGGUGCAAGUAAACGAAUCGUCAUCAGGCUUGGGCAAUUUGUCAAGGCUUGACAUCACUGAACGGAUCGAUACAGAAGCUCUGUACGCAGGUGCAGCUCAGGAUACAGCUCUGAUACACUCUCUACGCGAUUCUCUUCCGAUCGCUUUGGCGAAUCGUGUUGUAUUCGUCGAGGUAGCGACUACGGCUCCUAUCGAUGAUUGCCUUGCCCACGCAAGACAAGAGAUUGGACAGUCUCCCAGGAAUGCAGGUGAUUUGAUCGUGGUGGGCAGAGGACGACAUUCUCGUCUUGCUGACACCAAUGAGAAUGUAGCCAAUGCAGAAAUGAAGAAGACGCUUGGUGUGAUUGCCGAGACGUUGAUCUCCGGUGGCGUGAGAGGUAGUGUGCUUGUCAUUCAAGCUGGUGGAAGAGGCCUUGAUGCUUGAGAUGAGAUAUAGAGGAGAUAUUGGCACUGGCUAGAGGCGUUUCUUUGGAUUUGAGAGUUGAUGAUACCUUCGUUGCGAGACCUGCUGGUCUUUGGAGUAUAUUGGAAAGGAUCUCCUCUGAGAGAUGGUAUUUGGGUCACGAAUGCAUGAGAUAUGGGAAUUUUCAUAGCGGAUAUGAUGAUAUGAAUACACUUCAUUGGGUUCCCCCUUGGCUUUCACUCUUCAUAACCAGGACAUGUGCAGGAGCAUGAUCUAAAUAAAAUCCGGUUCACCUCAACAGCAAUGCUACCUCACAAUACACUUGUGUCUCAGACAUUGAAAGUCAUUUUUGUUGCUCAUCGCAC